Candidozyma duobushaemuli is the source of this 921-nucleotide messenger RNA. RefSeq lists its product as uncharacterized. The record is from RefSeq and is a predicted model, not a curated record. NCBI's taxonomy places the organism in Eukaryota, Fungi, Ascomycota, Pichiomycetes, Serinales, Metschnikowiaceae. The transcript has a single exon. The coding region runs from base 1 to 921 and encodes 306 amino acids.
AUGGAGGACACACUAUCCCGUGCCAGAAAGGGCAACGAGGCAUUGCACCAGCUGCUUAAGCUGCUUAUGAAUGACAGAACAGAACUUAGACCUCAUAAGGAGGAGAAUCGGACAUUUUUCGAGGAGUUCAAGAGUAACAUCGAGGCGAUCAAGAAGAACCAUUACACGCCCGAGGCGAAAGUUACGAAAAACGACAAAGAGAACUCAAGAAUACCGAAGGAGGAUACCACGAACGAUAAAAUCACAGAAAACGAGACGCGAGCGGGCCGAAGUAAGGAUAUGCUAUUGUCGAAGCUCGAACGACAAAGUAUCAGUAUCGAGACGCUUGAGGCUGAAAUCAGAAAACUUCGGCUCCAGAAUCAACAAUUACGAGAGACUAACUACGGUUUGAAAGAACGAGCAGAGAGAGAGAAAGAAAUGAGAGAACGUCUUGAAAGAGAGAGUCAAAAGCCAGUCAAGGCCCAGAGCAGACCUCGAGAGUCUGCAGCGAAAGUGCAAUUUGUGCCUCAGGCCGAUGCAGCCCAAAUCGCGAAAAUACACCGCCAGGAAAACACAAUCGAUCAGUUACGCACUGGCUUGGCUCUAGUGGACGAGCGGUACGAGGAAGCCAAGCGAAAGUGGGAGGCGAGCGUGGCAGUGAGUGCUUUUCAAGAAAGAGUAAUUUUGGAUCUUAAGGCGAAAUUGGGCCAAGGAUCUCAGCAACCUUCGGACCUCACAGAGCAGCUUCUCAAUGGCUGCGAAAUUGACUCUAGCGACGAUCGCGCAGACACCACCCAGUUGAUUCUUGGGCGCCCGAGCGGAAGCCCCUACGACCAUCUAGGCCAAGGCCACAGCCGAUUCAAGGCAGCUGCACUUGCGGUACUUUUCACGGUGAGAGCAAGGCGGGCCGUUCAGAAGGCACGCAGGGAGAGACUAAUUUAA